Messenger RNA from Lacerta agilis (Sand lizard), 2085 nucleotides. RefSeq names its product M-phase phosphoprotein 10 (gene MPHOSPH10). The record is from RefSeq and is a predicted model, not a curated record. Gene Ontology annotation, cellular component: sno(s)RNA-containing ribonucleoprotein complex; Mpp10 complex; nucleus. NCBI's taxonomy places the organism in Eukaryota, Metazoa, Chordata, Lepidosauria, Squamata, Lacertidae. Gene Ontology annotation, biological process: rRNA processing.
CGGCGAGGAAGACGAAGACAUGGCGACCCCGGCGGGCGGAAGGCUGGGCGCCUGCUUGGAGAGACUGGGCGCCGCCACGGCCAACCCCGAGCGGUUCCUCAGCAUUCAGGAUGGACUUGCGGAUGACUUCAUCUCUCUAACAAAAACAUUAUACGAUUUCCACAAAAUGCUUGGAGCUGAUGUUAUUUCUGGAAGUCCUUUAAAGGAACUGGUGAUAGAUAACUUUGAUGAAGAACAGAUUUGGCAACAGCUAGAACUCCAGAAUAAUGCAGUUCUAGGCUACUUCAAGAGAGCUGUUGCUAGAGAUGUGGAGGGAGAGGAGGAUCUAUGCCUUCUCCCAGCUUCAGACAAGGAUGGUUCUGUCUCAGAAGACAAUGAGGAUCAGGUGGGUAAUGAGGACCAAAUGGAAGUAGAGACGGAUUUCAACAAUGAUCAUCUUGAAGAGGAAAGUGAGCUUGAAGGAAAGAGAAAUUGGCUUGGGGCCAUGGAGGACAAUGCAUUUAGUGAUGAUGAUUCCAAUAUGGACUUUGACAUUGAUAAGUUGGAGCAGCAAACCCGAACAUCAAAGAGCACUGUGAAAAAAACAGGAGAAAAGUCCAUAGUGGAUGACAUUUUCAAACUGGCUGAGAUGGAGGCUUGUUUGGAUGCAGUGGAGAAAAGACAAAUCGGAGAGAAGGGUGAUGAAGAAGAAGAAGGAAUAAAUUAUUUUGAGGACAUUUUUUCUGAAGAUUAUGAGAGUGAGGAUGAAGAGGAAUUUGGAGACUCCAAAACAAAGAUCAUCAAAAGUGCUCGUGAUCUUAAAUAUCAGGACUACUUUGAUCCUGUGGGUGAUUAUGAAGACUUCACAAGUGAACACAAGGAUAGUGACAGUGACCAGAUUGAGGGAAAGGAAGAAGAGGAAGACAAUAGAUGAUGAGUAUUUGAGGAAAUGGAUGAAAUCAAACAGAAAGGAGGGAAUGAAAAAAGCAAAGAACCUUCUAAAAGAGUGACGUUCAGCUUGCCAAAUGACAGCGACAUAGAAGAGGAGAUAGAUAUGUUCCAGGCAAAGAGAAAUAGUUCCGCUGAAACAAAGUCAUCCUUUGAGAAAAGACAGGAAAAGAUGAGCGAAACAAUUAAAUCGCUAGAAAAGGAACUGCUGAUGGAAAAGCCUUGGCAGCUGAGAGGUGAAGUGACAGGACAAAAGCGGCCUGAGAACAGCCCUGAGGAAAUGGUUCUUUUUGACCAUGCAGUCAAAAUGGCUCCUGUGAUCAGAGAAACAACUCUGGAGCUUGAAGAGAUUAUCAAGAGAAGGAUAAAAGAUCAGGCUUGGGAUGAUGUCGUUCGUAAAGAAAAACCGAAAGAAAACCCCUAUGAAUAUAAGAAGCGGUUGACUCUGGAUCACGAGAAAAGCAAGCUGAGUCUUGCAGAAAUUUAUGAGCAAGAAUAUUUGAAACUUAAUCAGGUAAAAAAAACGGAAGAGGAAGAAAAACCUGAGCAUGCAGUACAGAAAAUGAUGGACUCACUCUUCCUGAGACUGGAUGCCCUGUCUAAUUUCCACUUCACACCUAAACCACCCGUCCCAGAGGUUAAAAUUGUCUCCAAUCUCCCAGCAAUAACCAUGGAAGAAGUUGCACCAGUGAGUGUUAGUGAUGCUGCCCUCCUUGCACCGGAAGAGAUCAAGGAGAAGAACAAAGGCGGGGAUGUGAAAACAAAUGCUGAAAAAACCACUGACAAAAAGAGGGAACGGAGGAAAAAGAAGCUUGUGAGCGCCUGAGGCUGAGGAGAGGGAGAAGCGGCAAAAACUCAUGAGAAGAAUUUGGUGGAGGGGGCUAGACUGAGCAAAAAGGCUUCGGCUGAGAAACUGAAGAAGCUAACCAAGGAAGGCAGAACUGCUCUGCUACAGGAUGAUGGCAAAGACAAGGCUUUGAAGUCCUCCCAAGCCUUCUUUUCUCAGCUGCAAGAUCAAGUAAAAAUGCAAAUUAAGGAUGCAAAGAAAUCCAAGAAACCUAAGAAACGAGAACUCUCUGCCCAGAAGCUGAAACUGUAAUAUAUUAUGCAUGUUGUAUUUUAUAAAUUAAAAACCAGAGUUCUGUUUUUCUAAUUUAA